Molecule: messenger RNA, 1004 nt
Organism: Talaromyces stipitatus ATCC 10500
Lineage: Eukaryota; Fungi; Ascomycota; Eurotiomycetes; Eurotiales; Trichocomaceae
Product: RING finger domain protein (Znf1), putative
Exons: 6
Coding region: 60-1004 (314 amino acids)
Molecular function (GO): ubiquitin protein ligase activity; zinc ion binding
Source: RefSeq, a predicted model, not a curated record
ACAAGCAAAACCACGAUCUGCUUCAACGACAAGAAUAAGAAGCAGUCAUACCUCCACUAAUGCUUUCAAACGCAUACUACAACCCCAAAAAGCGUUCUCUCGAAGAUGAGCAAGACAGCAGUCCGAAAAAGCGUCGCGCUCAACUACACGCGCAGUCGCAGUCGCAUUCGCCCAAUGGAGUGAUCGAUUUGACGCGCGAUUCACCUGAACCAUACACAAUACCACCCAUAUCGCCCAAUAGAGCGGAGGAAGAGGAGGUUCAGGGCGAAUCCGCCGAAAAGCUAUUUGGAGAAAUUGUAUCGGGCGACUACACAACGGCAUGUUGGAUGUUUGUGAUUUCACGCAAUCGGACGGAGACGGCGGACAUUACGGAAGAGAACGUGGAUAUCGUGGGCACAACUGGGAAUAUUUAUACGGUGACUAUCACGCAUGAGCCUCGGUGUACAUGUCCCGAUGCAUUGAAGGGGAAUCAGUGCAAGCAUAUUAUCUAUGUUCUCGUGAACGUGUUGAAAGCCCACGACGAGCUUAGAUAUCAAUUGGCGUUUCUCUCUAGUGAACUCCGUGAAAUGUACGACAAAGCCCCUAUAGAAACCGAAGAAGCGCAUACCGACACCGAUGCUUCGGGAAAACGCAAGCCAAUCGAAGGCGAUUGCCCAAUCUGUUUCAUGGAAUUUGAACCUGACAAGGAGAAGAUAGUCUGGUGUAAAAGGAGCUGUGGGAAUAACAUCCACAAAACCUGUUUCGAUCAGUGGACUGCUACUACUCGUGAUCGGGGGGUUCGUUGUGUUUUAUGUCGAACGGAGUGGUCUACUGAUCCAGGAGCCACACUGGACAGAAACUCACUUAUGAGCAGAGCCGAGUACGGUGAAGAUGGGUACAUGAACGUUGCGAGUGCCGUUGGCCUGUCUGGACAUCGCGACUAUUCGACUUAUCACAGGUACUGGGUUGAUCGUCAUCUUGGCCGGCGGCGUGGACGGUCUUCGUAUUACUUUGAUGAUGAUUAG